AACAUGAGUGUCGCCUUGAAGAUGAGCAUAUAAUGGCGCAUUCUGAUUGAAUCCAUCACAUCAGUCAUCAAGUCAUCAACAAUGAAACAAUGACUGAUGAAACAAUGAAUUUACCAUCGGGAAUGAGAUGGCUGGCUAGUCAAGUUGCUGGACAUCAUUCGGAUCUCACUAAAAAUCGUAUCAGCAUGAUUGAAACAGAUAAUGGAUGUGUCUUGAAAGCUGGACAGAGGGAAGAUCUUCAAUUGAGAGAGGUAUCAUUCUAUGAGAAUAUAAAAAAUUCAAAUGAAUCUUUAUAUAAUGAGUUAUCGAUGUUAACUCCAAAAUAUUAUGGAACAAGAGAAUUAGAAUUAGGAGAACGAAGAAUUGAAUUUAUUAUUCUGGAGGAUAUGACCGUGGGUAUGACUGAGCCCUGUGUAAUGGAUGUAAAAAUAGGUGAACGAACGUGGGAUCCUUUGGCAACUAGGGAAAAACGAGCAGCCGAGGAAAUGAAAUAUGUCGACUCCAAGAAAGCUUACGGUUUCUGUAUCCCUGGCUUUCAAGUUUAUGAUCUAUCUACGAGAAAUUUAAGAAAAUUCGGAAAAGAUUAUGGAAAAACAUUAAAUAAAGACACUAUUGUAGACGCUUUCAGAAUAUUUUUGAAUGCAGAAGAUGACAGUAAUAAAUGCGGAAUACUCCUAGAGAAAUUGAUAAACCGGUUGAAUAAAAUUAAGGACUUUUCCAGGAAGCAGAAGACUUUGAGAUUUUAUUCUAGUUCGAUUUUGAUUACGUACGAUGCGAAUUAUCUGCGACGACGAGCCGAAGAAUUGUCAUGUUCUCCUGAAAAUAAAUCAAGUUUGACAGAAGAAUGCGCCGAGGAAAUGGACUGGGUGCGGGUACGAAUGAUCGAUUUUACUCACAUCUUUCCAGCCGAAGAGGAGACUCUAGAUACCAAUUACCUGAGAGGUAUUACGAACCUCGUACAAGUACUUGAAUCAUUUCUAAAAUAAAACAAUUGGGAUCGUUUCUUCUGGAAUAUACAAAAUUCGUCACGCAAACUGAUUAAUGUCUAAUAAAUUUUAUCUGAUUCGUUAACUGUAAUAUGCACUGUGUUGGGUCCACUGCAUUCUGUGUAAAUAACCAGUGAAUAAUCCUUUGAAUUAAUUUAUUUGAAUAUUUUUUUUUUCUUUCAAUUAUUUAUUAUUCUUGUUUACAAUAAUCACAGACGUUCGCCAAACGCAGUAGGCAUGAAAAUUAGUUUUACAUAAUUGCUAUGUGGAAUCUCGAGGGAGCACAUGAAGAAAUAAAAAAAUCAAAAAGUUAAAAUGGAUGAAUAAAGUAUGUGCGUUGAAAUAAAUUUUUCUAUAUAUUCGA
Fopius arisanus is the source of this 1350-nucleotide messenger RNA. RefSeq names its product Inositol phosphate kinase 2 (gene Ipk2). The transcript has 5 exons. Gene Ontology annotation, cellular component: cytoplasm; nucleus. The record is from RefSeq and is a predicted model, not a curated record. Bases 90 to 986 code for a protein of 298 amino acids. Gene Ontology annotation, molecular function: inositol-1,4,5-trisphosphate 3-kinase activity; inositol tetrakisphosphate kinase activity. NCBI's taxonomy places the organism in Eukaryota, Metazoa, Arthropoda, Insecta, Hymenoptera, Braconidae. Gene Ontology annotation, biological process: inositol phosphate biosynthetic process.